Xenopus tropicalis (tropical clawed frog) is the source of this 1652-nucleotide messenger RNA. It is a transcript of the gene zp4, whose product is annotated as zona pellucida glycoprotein 4. NCBI's taxonomy places the organism in Eukaryota, Metazoa, Chordata, Amphibia, Anura, Pipidae. Gene Ontology annotation, cellular component: plasma membrane; egg coat. The record is from RefSeq and is marked provisional.
GGCAAGAUGAGGUGGUUUGCAGGCACUUGGGUUUUAGUAGUUGCAUUGGGAAUCUGUACUUUAGUUUCCUGUGUUCAGGGAUUUUGGGAUGGGUUACGCUGUGGGCCUACAAACAUGCAGUUUUCAGUCCCUUCACAGGUACCGGAUGCUGGUUUUGCACUGUCUGCUGUGGAUCACACAGGAAAAUCUCACUACCUCGGCAAUGACACUGCCUGUGGUACCUUGGUGGGACAGAAACCAGAUGGGUCGCUGGUGGUUGAUGCUACCUACGAUGGGUGCUAUGUUCGUGAGGAGAAUGGUGACCAUGUGAUGACUGUUAGUUUUGAAGAGGUAAUAAAUGGACGUGUAGACUACCAUAAACAAGAACUUAAGUGCCCAGUCAUGGAAGCUAAGGAUGUUCCCAGCCCAGAUACAUGUUCUGCCAUCCAGCGAGUAGACCGGCUUUCAUGUGCUAAGGCUCCUGUAUCACAAGACCUCUGUCAAGGGCUGGGAUGCUGUUACACACCCAGUGAUCCUACAAUGCCUUGUUACUAUGGGAAUAAAUUGACUGCCCAGUGCACCACUGACAACAAUAUGCUGAUAGCAAUAUCAAAAGAUGUGACCAAACCUUCACUGACCCUGAAUUCAAUCAGCGUGGUUGGUGUGGAUCAAACCUCAUGUCCAUCGCUGAGUGUCUCCAAAACGAACGCCUUUAUUAUGUUCCAGUUUCCUCUGUCAUGUGGGGCUACAAAGCGGAUUGAUAGCAAUUUAAUCACAUAUGAAAGCACAGUUGUGUCAGCUAGAGACAUAAGAACCUGGGGGGGCUCUUCAAUCACUCGGGACAGCAUCAUGAAGCUAACUGUGCGGUGCGUCUAUGGUAGAUCUGGAAUUGCCCCACUGUUAAAGGUUGAGGUACACACCCUUCCGCCACCACCUCCUAUCUCUACUCCGGGGCCUCUUGCACUAGAGAUGAGAAUUGCUCGUGACAUGCAGUAUACUAGUUAUUAUGCUGAUGGCGACUACCCUGUCGUUAAGAUACUUCGAGAUCCGGUCUAUUUGGAGGUUAGAGUUCUGAGGCGGCUGGACCCAAACCUGGUGCUGGUUUUAAACAGUUGCUGGGCUACGCCUUCCACCGACCCUAUGGCACAGCCCCAGUGGCCUGUCUUGUCAAGUAGAUGUCCCUUCCCUGGAGACAACUACGCCACACAGAUGAUUCCUGUUGGUGCGGCUACCCAGGCUGUACCUUUCCCAUCUCACUACCAACGAUUCUCAAUCAGCACUUUCACGUUUGUGGAUGGAACUACGCAGCUUCCUCUUGGUGGCAUGGUUUACUUUCACUGCAGUGCUUCUGUGUGCGUCCCAUCUGCUGCUGACCCAUGCAGGGUUGUGUGCAACACAAGAAAACGAAGAAUGGCUGAAGAGAGCCCUGCAGAAUAUCCUAUGGGGACCACAGUGACCUCUGACGGGCCAGUUGACUUCAUUGAUGAAGAGGAGAAGCUUACAGAAAGGGAAGGUGUCAUCAGCUUUGGUCAUCCUGCACUGCACUGGGCAAGAGGAGCAGCAGCCAUAGGAGGAGUUGUGGCUGUUACAAUAACUAUCAUAGGUCUCUGGAUACACUAUAGGAAUAGAAGCCCAAAGACUCAUGAUGUAAAUGCUUGAAUAAACAAUCUUUC